Molecule: messenger RNA, 1111 nt
Organism: Eucalyptus grandis
Lineage: Eukaryota; Viridiplantae; Streptophyta; Magnoliopsida; Myrtales; Myrtaceae
Exons: 2
Coding region: 248-838 (196 amino acids)
Source: RefSeq, a predicted model, not a curated record
CGCGGGGCGUCGCUUUUUCUUCGUCGUCCGCCACCGUCUCCGAGCGAGAGUGAUAAUCGUUUGCCCUCGGGAGUCGCGUUUAUUACGGGAAUACCAGCGCUGGUUCAUGGUCGCUUCCGGUGACCGGGAAUCUGAGAGCCCCAGCUCCUACGUCGCUCUCGGUUUCCCCCGCCCCAGGUUCUUCCGCUACCGCCGGUUGAGGUGAACCCUCUCGCCGACCCUUUUGAUUGAUUCUCGCCUUCAGGCGAUGCCGAACUCGAAGGCUCACCGGAGAGGCCACGAGGAGAGGAGCCGGAAGGGGAAGCCGCAGCUGCUGUCGGAGAAGGCGUCGUCGUUCCACGGGAGGAACCCGGCGGCGAUGGACGCGGCGAAGCAGCUCCCGAGGCCGCGGACGGUGCCGGACCUCAUCGCCGCGAGGGCCCAGGCGGGGGGCGCCGACGAGAGGCCCCGCCUGACGAAGCUCCUCCUGAACGUGACGUUGCAGGGCAGCCUAGGGCACGUGCACGUGGUGAUGACGCCGGAGUCGACGGUCGAGGAUCUGAUCGCGGCGGCGCUCCGGCAAUACCUGAAGGAAGGGCGCCGGCCGAUAUUGCCCACCGCCGAUCCCGCCGGCUUCGACCUCCAUUACUCUCAAUUUAGCUUAGAGAGUUUGGACAGAGAGGAGAAACUGAUGGCGUUGGGGUCGAGGAACUUCUUCCUCUGCGCAAAGAGGCCGCCGAGGGACGGCGUCGCCGCGGGAAGCGGCGGCGGCGCGUCGCCGGCGUCGUGCGGGAAGGAAGCCGAGAAGGCGUCGAAGAACGGAUUCAAUUGGCUGAAGUUCAUGGAUUUCAUGAAGUGAAUAUCGCUCUGAUCGUUGCGCUCGUGAACGUCAGCGCCAAUUUUUAUUUUUUAAUUUGUAUUUUUAUAUCAAUUGAUGAUGCUUGUGCAAAAAAUAAGUCUUGAAUUGGUGGAAAUUUGUUGCUGGUUUGUUGGGUUAGUUCUCUUGGGGGAUCCAUCAAUUUUCCUUUUUUUUUUCCUAUUUACCAGAUGAAAUUUAGAUUGCAAAUCUCAAUUGUAGUUAUUCUAUCAAGUGUACAGUAUUGUUUGGACUUGAAUUAUUGAGCUUGCUUUA